Messenger RNA from Aspergillus tanneri, 2613 nucleotides. It is a transcript of the gene farA, whose product is annotated as CeGAL family transcription factor. The coding region runs from base 1 to 2613 and encodes 870 amino acids. Gene Ontology annotation, molecular function: DNA-binding transcription factor activity, RNA polymerase II-specific; DNA binding; zinc ion binding. Lineage: Eukaryota; Fungi; Ascomycota; Eurotiomycetes; Eurotiales; Aspergillaceae. Gene Ontology annotation, biological process: regulation of DNA-templated transcription; DNA-templated transcription. The record is from RefSeq and is a predicted model, not a curated record. The transcript has 9 exons.
AUGAGUUUUCGAAGACAACGUGCGUCGCGUGCUUGUGAGGUGCGCUGCGAUGCUGCCAGCUUGGGCGUGCCUUGCACCAACUGUGUAGCCUUUUCGAUCGAGUGCAAGAUCCCUACGCCGAAACGUAAAAAGAACCAGACAAAAACCAAGGAGGCUAGCGUGACCAACGAAAACGAAAACGAAACGCCGACCGAGAACCCGGAGCUCAGGCAGGAAACUCCCGUCCGAGAUGGUAAGGAUGCUUUUGGCUACCGAAACAAUCAAAUGGCCGUCGACGGGAUACCGGCUACAGCCCUCUCAGAGGUGGAGGCCGCUCAGGAGGCACACCUCAACUCUGCCUACGCCCAGUUCAUGAAGCCCAAAUUCGCACGUGCCCCCAUCAAGGAGGCGGGUCGGGUCGCCUAUCUCGGCGAGUCGUCGAAUUUGUCACUCUUGGUGCAGGAUCGCCAUGGGACGACAGAUGUGGUGCAUUACCCUCUCCCGCCCAAUAUGCGUGGGUCGCGGGCAAGAGUUGCGGAUCUGGACAACCUCGAAUUGGAUAUUCUUCACCAGCGUGGUGCGUUCCUGCUACCUCCCAAACCGCUGUGUGAUGAGCUCGUGGAGGACUAUUUCAAAUGGGUGGCGCCGGUAGUCCCCAUCGUCAAUCGCAGUCGCUUCAUGCGGCAUUAUCGCGACCCUAAGAACCCGCCUUCCUUGCUGCUUCUUCAGGCGAUACUUCUGGCCGGCUCCCGAGUCUGUACGAACCCGCAACUGAUGGAUGCCAAUGGCUCGACCACUCCGGCGGCCAUGACGUUCUACAAACGGGCCAAGGCGCUAUACGACGCGAAUUACGAGGACGACCGUGUCACCAUCGUUCAAGCCCUCGUUCUCCUGGGUUGGUACUGGGAGGGUCCCGAAGAUGUUACCAAGAAUGUCUUCUACUGGACUCGGGUGGCGAUCGUUGUUGCACAGGGCUCGGGAAUGCACCGAAGUGUGGAAUCAUCGCAACUUAGCAAGCCGGACAAGAGACUAUGGAAGCGAAUCUGGUGGACGCUUUUUACCCGAGAUCGCUCCGUGGCAGUGGCGCUGGGACGCCCUAUUGGGAUCAACACGGAUGACUCGGACGUGGGGAUGCUGACCGAGGAGGACUUCAUUGAAGACGAGAUUGAUAUUGCUGCCGAGUAUCCGCCCGACCCUGUCCAUGUGCAGUUCUUCCUCCAGUAUGUGAAGCUGUGCGAGAUUAUGGGGCUCGUCCUCUCGCAGCAGUACUCGGUCGCCUCGAAAUCCAGACGCAUGAACGCCAUGGAUUUAACCCAUUCCGACAUGGCCCUGGCCGAUUGGCUGCAGAACUGUCCCAAGGAAGUCUGCUGGCACCGGCAACGACAUCACUUCUUGGCUGCCCUCCUUCACGCAAAUUAUUACACCACACUUUGUCUAUUACAUCGAGCACACAUGCCCCCGGCGUCGUCCGCGCCUGGCAGCUAUCGCGUGGAGGAGAUGGCAUACCCGUCGCGGACUAUUGCUUUCCAAGCGGCCGGAAUGAUCACCUCGAUUGUCCAGAAUCUGCAGACCCACCGAGAAAUUCGAUACGCUCCAGCAUUUAUUUUGUUCUCCGCCCUGAUUAUGCACGUCUACCAAAUGCGAUCGUCGGUGCCCUCGGUUGUGGCAAACUGUCAGGAGAGGAUCAACAUCUGCAUGCAGGCGCUGAAGGACGUCUCGAAGGUGUGGCUCGUAGCCAAGAUGGUGAAUACACUGUUUGAAUCCAUUCUCGGGAACAAAGCCCUGGAGGAACGCCUCCAGAAGGCAGCCGGGAAGAGACAUCAGAAAGUAAAACCUGACGGGUCCCAAUCGCAAUCCUCAAGGAGGCACGAUCCACCCAAGCGUAAAUUCGAUGACAUGGACCUGGGACUACCCAACGGAGGACCCACGCCGCCGGUAUCGUACGAGCGAUCUCGUCCCCAAACCCCGGCGGUCACCCCGUCGCGGGAGAUGGGACCACCGGGUUUGAGCGUGCCCCAGGGCUCCCCGACGGCGGUGCGGGAAGGCAAUUCUCGCAGCAACACGCGGCCGACCACGCCGUUCAAUGGCCAGUUCUCGCUGCCUGCGACGCCACCGGACCUGUUCCUCGUCACGCGAACGUCGCCUAACCUGUCUCCCUCCCUGUGGGAGAACUUCCAGCCGGACCAGCUGUUCCCGGAUGGUACCGCCAUCUUCCCAGAAUUGGCGUCGCCGCAGGGCCCCAAUGCGGUCGAUCCACAGCUACAGAUGCAGUCGCAGCUUCCGCCGCAAGGGCUGGAGCAACGGCCGAUGAUGCCGCAACAGCACAUGGCGUCGCGCAGCAUGUCCAUGUCGCAGAGCAGUCCCGAACUGCUCUCGAACAUGGCCGCACCGGGCAUGACGAUGCAAGGACAACCGGCACAACCGGCACAACCGAUGUUCGGGCUGGACGGUCAGCAGUGGCCGAUGCAUGGGUUAGAGGCGCCGUUGGGCGGCGCACCGAUGGAUGCAACGAGCCAGGAUGACAAUUGGAGCAGCAGUUCUCGCAGUGGACCGACGGCGCCAACGACGUUGAACGUGGAAGAUUGGUUCCAAUUCUUCGGCAUCAACGGCAGCUUUGGCGAGAUGGCGACUUGA